AUGGGAGGAGAGAAGUGGAGGAAAAAUGCAGAAACCCACAAAAUGAGUCCGAAGGAAGUAAAAGCCACCGGAGUGGAGGGCUCCAAAAGGCCACCCAGAAACCACCCGGGCGGAAUACUGCACCAGAGGCGCACUUUUCCUUACAGCUAUACCACCAUGGCCAUUGGGGGCCUCCUUAUCGCUGGCGCCAUCGGAUACUUCACCUUAUACAUCAAGAAAAAACCUGAAGCCACCGCCGGAGACGUUGCCAAGGUGGCUGUGGGAGCCGCCAAACCUGAGGACACUCGGCCAAGGAAGUAGCUAGAUCGAGCUGCUAGUGGCUGUCUACGUGUGACGGUGUGAGGGUUUAAUUUGCUUGUAAAAAUGUUUGUUAAUUAUGUGGACUCUGCGCAGGUUUUUCUUGGGUAAAAGGAGAUGGACCAAAUACGUACUUUGUUCCAUACUCUGGACAUCGUCUCAUUAUAU
Alnus glutinosa is the source of this 465-nucleotide messenger RNA. RefSeq lists its product as uncharacterized. The record is from RefSeq and is a predicted model, not a curated record. NCBI's taxonomy places the organism in Eukaryota, Viridiplantae, Streptophyta, Magnoliopsida, Fagales, Betulaceae. Bases 1 to 300 code for a protein of 99 amino acids. The transcript is spliced from 2 exons.